AUGUUCUUUACGUGUUACAAAGGCAGUGCACACGUGGCCCUUCGUUGGGAGUCGAUCGACUACGCUUUGAACAAUCCACGCGGGAAGAUGUUGUACCAGGCGCUCGUGAAGCACGAACGGGAACUCGGCCGCUCAACAAUCCCAGACGAAACAUUUUUCUCCAUAUUGAAUCACAAUCCGGAUGUGUUCCCUAUCCCCGGUGCGUUUACCGGUGUCCACGAAGAACAUACGGCUAUUCCGUUGGCCAGAGCGAAAAUCUGGUCCGACUUUAACUUGCCUUGUGGUAGUGGACACUGGCAACGUUCGAUAUGCAUUUUUGGACUGGCCGACCUGCCGUACCUGUUCAAGCAACCGCAUUUCUUCGCUAACAAAUUUUUACCGAAUGUCGAACCAUGGGCCUACGACCUGUUGGAAUUGUGGUACGCGACAAAAGUUCACAACGAGACCAUUUACGGUCACUUGUCGGAUUCAUUUAAUAGCUCUUAUUACCAUGCAUCCCCGUACGCAACAGCACAUUUGUAA
Echinostoma caproni is the source of this 522-nucleotide messenger RNA. The record is from the annotation of a GenBank genome assembly. NCBI's taxonomy places the organism in Eukaryota, Metazoa, Platyhelminthes, Trematoda, Plagiorchiida, Echinostomatidae.